AUGAUAAGAGGCUUUUAUGCGUUAUUAACUUUGUGCUUGAUCUCAAUGAUGGACGAACUGACUUCACUGCCUCAUCCUAAGCCGAUUGUUAAUGGGCGCUUUGCGAGAAACAAUAAAUUUCCGUUUGCGGUUGCAUUCAGCAUGAAAGCAGAUUUAAAGGGAGAAUUUAAAUAUUUUUGUGGUGGUACACUCAUUGCCCAAAGCUCAAAAUAUUCAUGGGCCAUUAGUGCAGCACAUUGUUUUGUCGAUUUGAAAAAUCGUUCGCUUUACGCUAACAUUGGAGGCGGUGAUUUGGCGAAUGAUGAAGCCACAUGGUGGAAAGUUGGAAAAGUCAUCCAAGCUGAAUUUAAUGUCUUCUCAUUUCAUAACGAUAUCGCAAUUGUAAGAAUAGAAAUUGGACAUCAACAAGUGAUUCGAACUGCUAAAGAAAUGCCAUUGAACAAUACUGAAUGCUUAAUUUAUGGUUAUGGAAGUUCCAACUACCGUGGAAAUUCCUCCUUCUCCUCGACUCUACGGUAUGGAAGAGUAAGCUUGAUAAGUCACGAAGAAUGUGAGAAGAUUCUCGGUCGUGUGAUCGCACCAACUCAAGGCAUCGGCCAAUUUUGUGCUUUGGGGAAAAAUGGAGUUGACGCUUGUAACGGAGACAGUGGUUCAGGUUUAAUUUGUCAUGGAAGGAAAGGUCGCUUCGAGUUAGUUGGUGUAACAAGCUACGGCAUGGGAUGCGGAGAAGGAUCUGCGGGUGUUUAUGAAAGCGUUAUUCAUCAUCAAAAUUGGAUCGAUUCAGUUUUUCGAUAA
Messenger RNA from Clunio marinus, 795 nucleotides. The record is from the annotation of a GenBank genome assembly. Lineage: Eukaryota; Metazoa; Arthropoda; Insecta; Diptera; Chironomidae.